AGUGCGGGGGACAGCAGGCACGAGAACCGACCCGAUGUCGGGGUCCGAGCCAGGCCACCGGAAACUUUGCCCAGUUCACUUCUUUAACUGAGAUGGACAUGAUAUAAUCUCCAGUGAGUCAAAGGAUGGCGUCUAGUCCUGUGCUUCCCACCGAGGAUGAACAGGUUUCCUUGGGCAUCGAUGGUCGCCAUAUUACACUGCAAGCUGAGCAGGAAGACACUCAGAAGAAAACCUUCACCUGCUGGAUAAACUCACAGUUGGCAAAGCACACUCCUCCCUCGGUUGUGUCAGACCUAUUUGCGGACAUUAAAAAGGGGCAUGUCCUCCUGGACCUGCUAGAAGUACUCUCAGGACAACAGUUGCCUCGAGACAAAGGAUCUAAUACCUUUCAGUGUAGAAUCAAUAUAGAACACGCCCUGACAUUCCUAAAAAACCGAUCAAUCAAGCUAAUAAAUAUUCAUGUCACUGAUAUUAUAGAUGGAAACCCGUCCAUCAUUCUUGGCCUAAUUUGGACAAUUAUACUGCACUUUCAUAUCGAAGAGCUUGCCCGGACUCUUUCUUGCAAUUACAAUCAACCUUCCUUGGACAGUGUGAGUGUGGCUGACUCAUCUCCUACCUCAAGUCCUCCAGCUAAGAAAUGCUCCAAAGCCCAAGAAAGAUGGCAGAUGUCUGCAAAGAAGGCUCUUCUCUUGUGGGCUCAGGAGCAAUGUGCCCCGUGUGAGUCUGUCAGUGUGACAGAUUUUAAGUCAAGCUGGAGAAAUGGGAUGGCUUUUUUGGCUGUCAUUCAUGCCUUGCGACCAGACCUAAUUGACAUGAAGACAGUGAAGCAUAGAUCCAACAAAGACAAUCUGAAAGAGGCCUUUGGAAUUGCCGAACGGGAAUUUAAAAUCCCCAAGUUGCUAGAACCAGAAGAUGUGGACGUUGUUAAUCCUGAUGAAAAGUCAAUCAUGACUUAUGUGGCACAAUUUCUACGGUAUUCGAAGGAUGCAUCUGGGACUGGAGCUGAAGCUCAGAGCCUGCUGUCCUUUUUGGAGUCCUUCAAUGAAGGAAAAGAGCCCUUUUUGGACAUCCUGCCAAUAGAAAGGAACUUGGAUGAGCUGAAUGAAGAUCAGUUACAGUUGAGAGAAGUCUGGGAUGGCCUCAACUACCAGGUUACCGUGUUAUGUUGA
This is a messenger RNA of Lynx canadensis (Canada lynx), 1169 nucleotides long. RefSeq names its product nesprin-2-like. Bases 126 to 1169 code for a protein of 347 amino acids. NCBI's taxonomy places the organism in Eukaryota, Metazoa, Chordata, Mammalia, Carnivora, Felidae. Gene Ontology annotation, molecular function: protein binding. The transcript is spliced from 10 exons. The record is from RefSeq and is a predicted model, not a curated record.